Messenger RNA from Heterobilharzia americana, 1446 nucleotides. Lineage: Eukaryota; Metazoa; Platyhelminthes; Trematoda; Strigeidida; Schistosomatidae. The record is from the annotation of a GenBank genome assembly.
AUGUUGACCUGUAGGCCGAUUGGUAGGAGUCUAUUCUCUUUCUUACUGGUAGUCAUUGAAAUUCACUGUUCAUUCUGUCAACCUACAUUUGAUACGGAAUGUGGUUCAACAGCACUUUUAUUCAGUUCAAAUGGCAACAUCUUUUCACAUAAAGGUUACGAGAAACAGUUAAAAUAUGAUGGAUUGAUCCAGUGUUUCUGGUUAAUAAACACUCUUCCUGAUAGACGUAUAAUUGUACAGUCUGUCAACUUUGACUUAGCUGGUAAUUCAACAGAAUGUGACGAAGACAGCCUAAUGGCUUAUGAACCUAAUGAAACAUUUUUUAGUAAUAAUUCAUCUGAUAUCAGUGCAUUCACGAAAAAGGUUGGCGACAAGGCUUAUUGUGGAUCAGAAAACUUUAGACUAUUGUCUAAUUCCAAUCAACUACUUUUAGUAUUCAAGGGUCGAUCAAGUGGAAGACACAGAGGAUUCAAUUUACGUUAUGCAACUGUGCCUACUGCUUUUGCAAGGCAAAUAGAACAGUCACUGAUGUCUUCUUCACAGGAUGACACAUGUGAUUCAUCAUUCGAGUGGAAAUGUUCAAAUUCACAUUGUGUUCUAAAAAAGUGGAGGUGUGAUGGAUACGCUGACUGUCCAGGUUCUGAGGAUGAGAUAAAUUGUUUUCAUUUAUCAUCACUAAAAUCCCAAAGAAACAGAAGACAGAAACGAGCAGUUGAUGAUGAAGAUGACUGGGGUCGUGUUGUAAAUGGUCAACCAGCUGCUCAAGGAGCCUGGCCAUUUAUUGUCUCCCUUCGGUUUUCUGCGAAUGGAGGACAUGUAUGUGGAGGUAGUCUGAUUAGCAAACAGUGGGUGAUGACCGCUGCACACUGUGUUCAGCUAAUGCCAGAUCCAAAGAAUUGGUAUGUAGACAUAGGCAGAUACUAUAAAAACACUAAUGGUCCCGAAAUUCAAAGAAUCAAAGUUGAUCAAGUUCACAUAUAUCCAUCUUAUAAUCGUAUCACCUAUGCUAAUGAUAUUGCCCUACUAAGAUUGGUAACUGCAGCGGAUUUAACUAAAGGGCAAGUGAGUCUAUCUCCAGUUGCACGAGAUUCAUUUUUAGCGGGUAAAGUGACUGCAAAUGUUCAAUGCUUAGUGGCAGGCUGGGGAGAUACACGUGACACCGGAUCAAACACUGUUUUAAGACAGGCUACUCUUCCAGUAAUUGAUUACAAUCUUUGUAAAUCUUGGUAUCCAUCUCUCACCCCUCAAAGUUUCUGUGCCGGUUAUCAAGAUGGAGGUAUCGAUGCAUGUCAAGGUGAUAGUGGAGGUCCACUAUUAUGUUUUGUCAGUGGUCGGAUAGUUCAGGCUGGCAUUGUGUCUUGGGGCAGUGACUGUGCCAAACCAAGACAACCAGGAGUCUACACUAAUGUGGCUUUAUUUGUCAACUGGUUUUCAAGUGUUCUGUAA